Messenger RNA from Ceratosolen solmsi marchali, 1117 nucleotides. Its product is annotated as V-type proton ATPase 21 kDa proteolipid subunit. The transcript has 5 exons. The coding region runs from base 11 to 646 and encodes 211 amino acids. NCBI's taxonomy places the organism in Eukaryota, Metazoa, Arthropoda, Insecta, Hymenoptera, Agaonidae. Gene Ontology annotation, cellular component: proton-transporting V-type ATPase, V0 domain. Gene Ontology annotation, biological process: proton transmembrane transport. The record is from RefSeq and is a predicted model, not a curated record. Gene Ontology annotation, molecular function: proton-transporting ATPase activity, rotational mechanism.
UCUCGAAACCAUGAAACUUAGAUACGUACUUAGCACCACCUUCGCCAGCCUCGCUUCGACGACGAUUCUUAUUUUAGUUCUUUAUCAUGUUUUCACUGGUAAAGGAGAACGUGUCAGUAUUGGAUGGUUUCUUGAAAGUAGUUCCCCGUACAUGUGGGCUACUCUUGGUAUUGGUCUCACCGUUGCACUUUCUGUUGUUGGUGCAGCUUUAGGUAUUCAUACAACGGGAGUCUCCAUUAUUGGUGGUGGUGUAAAGGCACCUCGAAUUAAGACUAAAAACUUAAUUUCUGUUAUCUUCUGUGAAGCCGUUGCUAUAUAUGGUCUUAUCACAGCCAUUGUACUUUCUGGUAUGCUCGAAGAGUUCAGUGAUGAUAAGUUAGAGGAAUCUAUUCAACUUAAAGCUCAGAACUAUAUGGCAGGGCAUCUUAUGUUUGGUGCUGGUGUGGCUGUAGGCUUCGUAAAUCUAUUCUGUGGAAUUGCAGUUGGAAUUGUUGGUUCUGGUGCAGCUCUAUCAGAUGCAGCAAACUCAGCUCUUUUCGUAAAGAUACUUAUUGUCGAAAUAUUCGGCUCUGCCAUUGGUCUCUUUGGACUUAUUGUUGGCAUUUAUAUGACUUCAAAAGUCAAAAUGGGAAAUUCUUCAAACUAAGCUGAUCUUCAUAGAUCGUAUCUACAAAGAAGUAUUACAACAUUUGUUUUUCAAAGAAAAAGAGAAUUUAAAUAAUUUUUCUUUCUUUAAUAAUUGACGUUGCAUCGUAUAAAGUAGAGAAAGACGGGUAAAUGAAUCAUUGAACUCCGUUUAAGUAUUCUCGUAUAAAAGAAAGAAAAGUUAUAUUAUAUAUCAAUGAGCGGAGAUUCGAUUAAUCUUUGACGUAUUUCGUAUGCAAAUGAAGACAAAAGACUAGUUUAUUGUCUUCGAAUAAUCUUGUCGCUUAAUUUUGAGACAAGUUUUCGGUCUCAAUUUUAACCAACAAAUUUGUUGUCUUCUUGUUACAAUAUAAUUGUUGUAAAUAUUAUUUAAAUCGCUAAGUUUCAUACACUUAUUUUUUCUGAUAAGUCAUAGAAAUUUCUUUUUCAUGUUGUUAAAAAAAUUAUAUCAGCGUUUUGAGAUAUUAUGAAC